Molecule: messenger RNA, 4864 nt
Organism: Delphinapterus leucas (beluga whale)
Lineage: Eukaryota; Metazoa; Chordata; Mammalia; Artiodactyla; Monodontidae
Gene: CD22
Product: CD22 molecule
Biological process (GO): B cell activation; regulation of B cell proliferation; negative regulation of B cell receptor signaling pathway
Cellular component (GO): early endosome; extracellular exosome; recycling endosome
Molecular function (GO): protein phosphatase binding; CD4 receptor binding; sialic acid binding
Source: RefSeq, a predicted model, not a curated record
CCAUAGCCCUUGUGGAGACCCAGAGGGAGCCCAAAGUGCAUCCCUCAGAACACUGACCCUGCAGCCCUGCCAAGUUUCUCAUGGAAAACGUAAAAUUGUUCCCGUGGCUAAAGAAGUAUGCGUCGUGUGCUCUACUCUAGCCCCCAUGCUGGGAGAUGCAUGAUGCACAUAGAGCUGGUUAAAGGGUUUGAAAAGGCCUGCACUAAAGACUCCUAUUUCACUUUUUAAAAUCCAGCUUCUCUCAAACAGAUGUGACCUUGAGGACUUUUUUCUCUGUAACACUAUUAGCACCUGCAGGGCUAUAUGAGCUCUGUGUGGAGAGUCUGCCCUAAUCCAUGCCCAGGCCAGACCAGCACGGCUGCCAUGCCUGGGGACAGACCCCCUUCCUACUUUCAGCCAGCGGCCUAGCUUUCCCCACACCGGUCCUGGACACCCAACGGUCCUUUAGCAUAAGCCGCGCAGCCAGAGGAGAUGAACAGCCAGCCGGAGGGGCUUGGGGAGGGGACGCCGAUGUGUGGGAACUGUUGGCUGGGCAGGCGGGACAGACGCAGGUCUGUGCUGAGACAGGAGACACACUCUGUUGGCACGUCCUGCUGACUCCCCAGGGACACACAUUCAGGGCACGACCAUGUAAAUUGGGACUUAAAUUUAACUCUAUGUAAAUGUAACUCUAUGUAAAAGUCCAGUGAGGUGGCGGCCCAGCUCACCGCACGUGCACCCACGCAUAGAGAUGGGCAGUGGUUGCACAUCGGCAGCCCUUGGACUACCUCUAGCCCACAGACAGGUUUUGUUUGACCAGCACCGUGUUUGUUUUUUUCAAAGAAGAUCAUUUCACAUGAAACUCUGGCUUCUUGCUUCUUUUAAAAGAGUAGAAGAUCAGGCAGUGCUGAGCCCGUGUUCCCACUUGACUGGAAUUGAGAUAGUCAUAGCCUUUACUCAAGACGUGUCCCCACCUGGUUGAUUUGUUUCCUAACCAGCCCAUGGGGGCAUCUGAGUGGGGCCCUUGGACCACAUUCUCCUAAGUCCUUUCAGACCCUUCUAAAUGCUCUCCUGGCAUCAUACUUAAUGAUUGGUUUCAGAGUUAUUUUUUUCCUGGUCUUUAAAAUCAAGUUUUGGCCAUGUCUCUCCCCUAUGUGAAACCCUUCACUAGUUGACCCAAGGUAAGCUCCAGGUCACCUAGGGCCUGGCAUUUGAGGUGCUCAAUAGUUUGGUGCCACUCAAAGCCUGAGAGCUGGGCAGCAAGUUUAUACAAUUUUGGAUGGAUGGAUGGAAGAAAGGAAGGAGUGCUGGGAAGAGAGAGGCUAGCCUUACAUGGUUCUCAGGCUGAUGGGAGAGGCACAGCAUAUCCAGAAAAAGACCCUGUGAGUUUCCAGAAUUCCAUAUCCUGCCAUGCAACCAGACACGGUCUUCUCAGAAUCAGGGAGAAGGGAUUGGAGCUCAGUGGGUGAGCAAGAAAAGCUGUCUGGAAGAUGUAAGUGACCAGAUGGCUUAAAGACAAACUCUUCCUGGCCCAGACUCCCGCCUAGACACAGCACCAUGCGUCUCCUCGGUCCCUUGCUUCUGCUUCUCGAAUACUUGGCUUUCUCUGACUCAGCCCAGUGGACGUUUGAACAUCCCAAGAUCCUCUACGCCUGGGACGGAGCCUGCGUCUGGAUUCCCUGCCGCUACCGUAUCCUAAACACGCACUUGCUAGAUAACCUGACCGUGUACCACAAUUAUAAGUACAACAGCUCCACCAAGAGCUACCAAGGGACCAUCCUCUAUAAGAACCUAAAAAUCAGGGAUGUUCCUCCUCGUCCGGGGAGGGUACAAUUCCUGGGAAACAGCAGAUACAACUGCACGCUCCUCAUCAAUCCUGUGAAAGCCAAUGACAGCGGUCAGCUGGGGCUGAGGAUGACGUCUAGGGAGAGCAAAUGGAUGGAGCCCAUAGGCCUCAACAUCUCUGAGACGGCUCCUCCACCCCACAUUGAGCUCCCUCCAGACAUCCGGGAGCUCCGCGACGUCACUGUCACCUGCUCGCUGAAUUUCGCCUGCUUUGAGUACCAGGUUCAUCUGCAGUGGUCCCUGGAGGAGCCUGCGGUCACCUCCACCUCCCUGUCCACCGAGACUGUCUCCACCCAGAGCACUCUCACGUUCCAGCCGCAGUGGACUCACCACGGCAAGAACCUGACCUGCCAGCUCUGGGACCCCACGGAACAGCAGUUACUCUCUGAGGAAACGGUGUGGCUGGAUGUGAAGCACGCGCCGAAGUUGAAGAUCCAGGUCAGUCCCAGAGAAGCCACUGUGACAGAGGGAGAGUCUGUGACCAUGACGUGCCAGAUUGUCAGCAGCAACCCACGGCACCAGAAUGUGUCCUGGCUCAGGGACGGGGCCCUGCUUGUGGGGGAGGAGACGCCCAUGCUCACUCUGCCCGAGGUGACCAGGAAGAUGAGCGGGCAGUACCAGUGCAAGGCCCACAACGAUGUGGGCUCCGAAAAGUCGGAAGCAGUGGACCUCCAAGUGCACUAUGCUCCAGAACCUUCCAGGGUUCAGAUCUUCUCCUCGCCAACGAAGGAAGGAAAUAAAGUAGAGCUGACUUGUAUAUCACUGGCCAAUCCUCCUCCAACGAAUUACACCUGGUACUACAAUGGGCUAGAAAUGCCUGGAAAGACGGACAGGACCUUCCAGAUCCCAGAGGUCCUCCUCAGUCAUGCUGGGGAGUACUCCUGCUUGGCGGAAAAUGAUCUUGGUCCUGGACAAGUUGGCCAGGAAGCUGACUUGGAAGUCCAGUAUCCCCCCAAGGAGGUAAUCACAGUGAUUCAAAACCCCACACCGAUUCGAGAAGGAGACAGUGUGAUCCUGUCCUGUACCUACAAUUCCAGUAAUCCCAGAGUUACCGGAUAUAAAUGGGAUCACCUAGGCUUCCAGGACCAGCUAUCACCCGCUGUGCUGACGAUUCGAAAAGUUGCCUGGGACACAGGGCCAGUCAAAUGCGCAGCCUGUAACCGGUGGUGUUUGUGGUCUCCCCCUGUCAACCUGGAUGUCCAGUAUGCCCCCAAAGAUGUCAGUGUCCAGGUCACUCCCCACAAUGAGAUUCGCUCUGGGCACCCGGUCCUCCUCCAAUGUGACUUCUUAAGUAGCCGCCCCACGGAUGUCCGCUUCUUCUGGAAGAAAAAUGGAAUCUUUCUGGAGGAAGGAAAGAAACUGAGCUUUGACGCCAUCUCUCCAGAAGAUGCUGGAAUUUACCACUGCUUGGUCAACAAUUCCAUAGGACAGACCUCGUCUAAGGCCUGGGCUCUCCAAGUGCUGUAUGCACCCAGGAGCCUUCAUGUGUCCAUCAGCCCGAAAGACAGCGUGGUGGAGGGGAAGAAAGCAGUCCUGACGUGCGAGAGCGAUGCCAACCCUCCCACCUCCCACUACGCAUGGUUUGACUGGAAUAACCAAGACCUCCGCCAUUAUGAUCAGACGCUGAGAUUGGACCCUGUGACGCUGCAGCACUCAGGCGCCUAUUGGUGCCAGGGGACCAACAGGCUGGGCCGGGGCCAGUCGCCGCCCACCACCCUCACUGUCUACUAUAGCUCAGCCACCAUCAUCAGGCGAGUGGCCUUGGGACUGGGGUUCUGCCUGGCCAUCUUCCUCCUGGCAAUCUGGGGAGUCAAGCUUCAGCGGAGCUGGAAGAGGAUUCAGAGACAGCAGGGGCUUCAGGAAAGUUCCAGUGGACAGAGCUUCUUUGUGAGGAAUGUAAAGGCUCGAAGGAUCCCCCAAGCUGAAGGCCCCCACUCCCUGGGGCGCUACAAUCCAGUGAUGGAAGAUGCCGUCAGCUACGCUGCCUUGCGCUUUCCUCUUGGCGAGACUGAUGCACCGAGACCUGGAGAUGCAGGGCCCUCAGAGAUGCGGGGACUUUCCCCAAACAGGGACGACACGGUCACUUACUCUGUGGUGCAGAAGCGUCACGUGGGCGACUAUGAGAACGUGACUCCAGAGGUCCUAGAAGACGAGGGGAUACAUUACUCGGAGGUGGUCCAUUUUGGGUUUGGGGAGCGGCCGCUGGCCCAGGAAGGAGUGGAAUACGUGACCCUCAAGCAAUGAUGGGCCAAACCAGCUGAGGUGGAGGUGCCAGGGGCCGCAGGGGCCAGGGUGGUCCUGGAACUUUCUCAGCCUCUGCUGUUCAGCUGCGAAAUCACACACACACACACACACACACACACAUGCACACGCACGCACGCAUGCACACACGAGCAUGCACACACGCACACACAUGCAUGCACGCACACACGCACACACACACACGAGCACGCACACACGGUCACAGUUACUGCAACCCCAGUUGGUGCAGAGAACUUUGUACAUGGUCCAGAGACAGUCUUCCUUCUUAGCACUGGUAACCCCGACCCUCCAAAGGGUCUGUCCCUGGUCCUUUCCCACUCCCCUUCUCACCCAGAAAUUCAUCUAAAUACCUAUCCUGAGCUGUACAAAUCCCCCUGCCCCUUCCCAGCCGUCUGCCACCACCUAUCCACUCCCAAACCCCACUCCCCAGCUGGCUGUGUCCCUGUGGGGAUCAGCUGGUCAUUGUUUUUAUUGUUCUCUCUCCCCAUCCCUUUGACACCUCACCCCUGCUCUGAUAACUCCACUCACUAAUCUUAUGCGUACUUUUUGACUCGAGGGCAAAGCCCAGGGAAAGAGGAACAAAAAUGAGGUAGAGGCCCUGCCCUGGGCUGGUUUCCUCUCUAAGAGGCCUUCCACGGGGAGGAUUAUGCUGCUGCGCCUCCUUUCCUCAAGGGUCUCAUGGUCUGAGACAUACACUGAUGUGGACAAACGUGUAACAGACACAGAGCUACACAAUAAACAUGGCUCAGAUGCCACGUCAAAGAGCCAGUGAAUGAUU